This is a messenger RNA of Dinoponera quadriceps, 3064 nucleotides long. RefSeq names its product tudor domain-containing protein 3 (gene Tdrd3). Gene Ontology annotation, cellular component: nucleus. The record is from RefSeq and is a predicted model, not a curated record. NCBI's taxonomy places the organism in Eukaryota, Metazoa, Arthropoda, Insecta, Hymenoptera, Formicidae. The transcript has 11 exons. Gene Ontology annotation, molecular function: protein binding. The coding region runs from base 538 to 2646 and encodes 702 amino acids.
AAUAUACACGAUGUCGCCGAGGCGCAAGAUGGUGGCGAGCGUUUUCAAGUCGGAUAGGUGCGGUUCCGUCGUCGGUGCGGUUAUAAUUGCCGUUGUGUCAGCGUGACGUUACCUCACGCCGUGAUACGACGCGCACGCGAACGUCCCGGGAGGAUCGAGAUAUCCGGCGCCGCGGGCGAAUCUCGUCGCGCAACCCUCGCGCGAUUCUGCGUGUCAGCUGACAACUGUUUGUGUACGCGUCGGUGCAUCGUGUGCAUCCGAGGAUCGUGGAUGGCAAGUAACAAAGCCCCACGACGUACCACGGUUUCCUCGACGGUGCGCCGACUGUUCACGAAUCGUUCUCGUGGCUGCUGAACGUGCGAUCGGGAAGCACCGGGCGGACGAGAAAACGUAGCGCUAUCGGCAACUGUUGCCCUGCGGAGGCAUCUGUAAGAAUAGAGAAGGACGUCUUGCGAGGAAUACGAAGGCGAUCAGGCGUCGAUUCAAUGAGACGAGACAGAUUCGUCUGGAUCGCAAAAGAAGUUCGGCAGCAGAAUCAUGGAAAAAUUGGAGGCGUUGGGAUGGUACUUGUCUGAUCAUGGUUGUAAUGUGGCAACCGAUUCAGGAAAUAUAACCGACACGCAGAGGAUAGUCAAACGAUUGUUAGAUAUUGACUUGAGAGAAGUCGGCAGUGGAAAUGGGGAUCUCAAUCAAGGCAAUAUUAUCUUACAAAUACAAAAGAUACGCAAUGUCGCUGCACCGAAAGGAAACGAGGAGUCGAGGGCAGCCCCACGAAUGUUAAAAUUAUCAUUGACAGAUGGGAAAAAUAAUUUUCAAGCCUUAGAAGUUGAACAUAUAUCGUCUUUAAGUUUGAACACUCCACCUGGUACAAAAAUAUCAAUAAAAUCGGGAAUCUUACCUGUGUCACAUGGGAUUAUCUUACUGAGACCAUCGCAUAUAGCUCAUGUGCUUGGGGGAAGAGUCGCCAAUCUAGUAGAGAAAUGGGAAUUAAAUAAGAAAUUAGCUUUACAUACUCGAGUAAGAUCCGCCGAAGAAGGUGGGCCUCCGCCAUGGAUACCAUUUGGCAAGAAGAUCGUAAAAGUCUCCGAGCAAGAUAAGAACUUUAAAGCUCUGGCGGAAAAAGAGAAGCCUAGUAAAGAAAACACGGAGUUCGAGGCUCAACGUAAGGAUGCAAUCGCGGAGGCCGCUAAGCAAGGCAGCAAAAAGGUGUUCGGAGGUGGAAACAAACAGCUGUUGGAUCAUAGUGUACAGAAAAUUGUAGAUCGCGGAUUUACCAUAGAGCAAGCGGAAUACGCUUUGAGAGUGAAUAAAAAUAACGUGGAUAAAGCUCUCAAGAGUUUGCAGAGGACCGACAGCAAACACAACGCCAAGGAAUCCCGAGAGCCACGGGAGCCACGUGGCAAACGAUUCGAGAAGAAGACUGAGGAGAGUAAACCCAGCAGUGGGAAAAUAUCUCUCUUUGACUUCCUGGAGGAUAAACUACCUGUGCAGCCCGAAAGUGUUGAUACCACCGGUUCAUUUCAGAACAACUAUGCGCAGAACAGCGAGAGUAAUCAGGACCGUCUGGAGUCGAGAAAUUACGCCGACGUGCAAACCGGAAGAGGCGUACGGGGCCAGAGAGGAGGCCGGGGUUAUCAACCUCCUCCGAGGCACGCGGAGGAACACAGGAACAACAAACGGCCGGCUAACAGCAGUUCCACCGCGUCUUCGUACUCGCAGUAUAACAAUGGCGGUAAUGCCCAGCAAAACAAGCCGCCGAGAUUUCAACGUAAUCAGGAAUCCCAGCAACAGUAUCAACACAACGGAGGUAGAGAGGCGCAGCCGAGGUCCGCCCAGCCAAACGAUUAUAGAAACUCGUUCGCUCAGUCGCGCACAAGUAGCAUAAACGUCAGUGACGGUGGUAACGAGAGCUACAGCAAGAACCUGGCCGACACGUUGGGGAAGACUCAUCUCGGUAGUAACAGAAACUAUAAUCACGUCGAGCCUGACGCCAGAAAUAAGCAUUCUUACGAUGCUUCUUAUGGUAGGCAUAAUCGAGCGCAACAAGACGGAGCUACGAAAAUAUAUUCGUCUAACGCGACUGAAAAGAAUUUUAAGAAUCAACCUAAGUAUCAGGCAAGUCAACAUAACGCCGACAGUAGGGUGAAUCUCAAUGCUCAGAGAAACGAGAACAAUUAUAGCGAUCAAAACGUUUCCGCAAGUAACACGGUUUGGGUUUGGAGAGUGGGUGACAAAUGCAUGGCCAAAUAUUGGGAGGAUAACAGGUAUUACAAUGCCGAGGUCACCGGCGUCUCUGAGAGAACGUGCGUGGUGCAAUUCAAGGAAUUCGAAAACUAUGAGGAGGUACUACAGGUGGAUUGCAUACCAAUUACCGAAGAUGUUCAAGAUCCUGUCGUAGAUACGAGACGGCAGGAUCAGCGUUCGAACAAUCGGCAGCCACGUUACGAUCAGAGCCAUAAUCACAUAAAUGCAGGUAUGGAAUUUCGACGAGGUGGGAGCGGCAUCGCCGGUAACAAUAAGGGGUACAAUAAGAAACGAGGUCAGCAACGGAGCACGCAACCCAUCUAUCAGCCGCCGGCGCAAAGAGGCUACAAUUCUAUGCCAAUUAAUAGUCCAAAUAGUACUCAACAUAAUUCCUUUCUUUAAUGUAACAUUAGUCUCGCGUCUUUAGCAAAAGGAAGUAUCGAAAUGUCGCUAAUUAUAAUUGAGGCAGUCGCAUUUGCUACUGAGGAACGAUCUAACCGGUUGCUACACUAAUAAAAGAACAAAAAGAGUUUUAGGUGUCGAUAUUAACAGGCGUAUGAAUUGUGUGCCGCGUUUGAUUCCUACUCGAAUUAGAUAAAACAUGCGACGACUUAACGCAGAAAAUAAAGCUGGUUUUUCACGCCCUACACACGCAUACAUACAAGAAAGAGUAAUUGUGAGAGAAAUCCUAUUGUAAAAUAUCGAUUGUGUUCUCAAAAUACUGUACUAUUUAUAUUGUAGGAAAAUUGAUUCUUAAUACUGGAGAGCAGAGUAAAUGUAUCUCUGUACCUCGUCCACUUUAGUUGUAAUACUAAUAAAU